Molecule: messenger RNA, 3069 nt
Organism: Symbiodinium pilosum
Lineage: Eukaryota; Dinophyceae; Suessiales; Symbiodiniaceae
Source: the annotation of a GenBank genome assembly
AUGUCCAUGCGCCUAAGUUGCGUUGCCUUGCUUGUCCUGUUUUCCGGCUGUGCCCAAGUCGCUCAGCAGACAACAGUAGACCAGCUGCGCCUGGAACUUGCCCAGAUUCAGAACAGCCUGGAUGAUGCCGGCACUCAAGCGACCGCCCUGUUUGCCGAACAGUCUCUGAAUACCGAAGACCUCAGCACUCAACUGGCAAGCCUGAAUGAAACCGUUUCCCGGCUGGAUGACACAGUCAGCACCUCGUGCCCUGAAAAAGCUGAGCGUGUUGUUGUUCAACGCUGCGAUCCGGUAAACACCACAUCCGUGGUAGUCGCCACCGAAGGUAAGAUGGUGCUGGGUGAACUGGAACGUGUAUGGGUUGAUCCACCCGGACUGCAGAUGAUCGCACGUAUUGACACCGGCGCCAGUUCCAGCUCUCUACACGCCGACAACAUUACCCCAUUCGAACGCGACGGCGAUGACUGGGUGCGCUUCAACAUCAACAAUUCAGAUAAAGAAAGCGUCACUAUUGAACAACCGGUGACAAAAUACGUACGCGUUUUUCAACAGGCGGAUAAAAGCGGUUCACGACGACCCGUGGUUGAACUGAGGUUGGUGCUUGGCGAUGUUCGCGACACAUUCAGCUUCACCCUCGCUGAUCGCAGCCACUUGGAACAGGACAUGAUUCUGGGUCGUAACUUCCUCACAGAUAUGGCGUUAGUUGAUGUCAGCAAGCAGUACGUACAACCCCCGUUCAAGCCUGUUGCUGUAACGGUUGAAGCCCGAAUUGAAUUUGACGCCCGAGGCGGCGCUGCGCAGGUUUACCUGACGCUGCCCCCUGACCAGCAGGGGUUUGCAAUGGUCAGCGAAGCCACGGCUUCCUCUGGCUGGGGGUUUGCCAUUGAAGGUGACCAGAUCCAGCGCCGGGCACACUGGACGCAACGCGCCCCACAAGGUCGCCAGGUGCUUUUUUACAAACUUGAUCUUGCGGUCAGUGACGCAGACACCUGGGAGUUGCCUCCGCCUGAGCCCAGCGGCACGAUCAUCUGGGAUGAACCCUAUCAGACGGCAGUGAGCCACGUACUCGAUACCAUUCUGCCGAUCACCGCCGACCCGCACACCAUGGCGUUGCAGCUGAUCAAAACCAUCACCCGUCAGCCACCAGAUCAGAAUGUAUCUCUGCUGACCUCUGCUUAUGCCGGCGCCGACCUCCUGCAACGGGUACUGCAGACCGCAGGCAUUAAUGCACGUGCGGUACAGGUGCUGGAACUUGAAGACGGCAGGCGCCGUCAAUCGCUGGCUGACUAUCUACAGGUAUGGGACGGACAACAGUGGCGUCUGUACGACCCAGCUGUUGGCGAAGUGACUAAAUCAACAGAAUUACUUUUGUGGCAAACCGGCACACCAGGCGUACUGGAGGUGCUCGGUGGCACUAACAGCCGGGUGUCGUUUUCGAUGAUCAGUCAGUCUCGCUCAUCGCUGCUGCUGGCGCAGGAGCAGGCCGACGAUCUGGCUUUGUCGCUGUACAACCUGCCGAUCGCCGAACAGAGUAUGUUCAAACUGAUCAUGCUGCUACCCGUUGGCGCAUUUGUCGUGGUACUGCUGCGUGUUCUGAUUGGUAUACGCACAUCCGGGACGUUCAUGCCGGUAUUAAUCGCGCUGGCUUUUCUGCAGACAGAACUGAUCCCCGGGCUUACCAGCUUCAUUAUUGUUGUGGGUAUCGGCCUGUCUAUCCGAUCCUAUCUUUCCACGCUGAAUUUAUUACUGGUGGCACGCAUAGCCACGCUGGUGGUGCUGGUCAUCGCUAUCAUUUCACUCUUCAGUAUCGUCAGCUACCGACUCGGCUUGAUUCAGGGUCUGACCAUAACGUUUUUCCCGAUGAUCAUCCUUGCCUGGACCAUCGAACGCAUGUCUAUCACCUGGGAGGAAGAAGGCCCUAAAGAAGUGCUUCUACAGGGCGGUGGCAGUCUGUUCGUGGCUGUAUUGGCUUUCCUGUUAAUGGAUAUGGCGGUGAUCGAACACCUGGCUUUCAACUUUCCGGAGCUGCACCUUGUGCUGCUGGGUUUCAUUCUGCUGGCCGGACGCUAUACAGGUUAUCGCCUGCUGGAACUCAAACGCUUCAGCGCUCCAUUUGAACUCAAGCGUCGCGGCAUCCUCGGUAUGAACCGACGUAACAUUUCAUAUAUCAGCCGCUACAAUAAUCGAAGGCAAUUCCCCCUCGUCGACAACAAACUGAAAACCAAGCUGGUUGCAGAGGAAGCUGGGCUCGCGGUUCCAAAACUGAUUGAUAUCGUUGCCACUCAGCAUGAAGUUGAAAGCGUCGAACGAAACUUGAAAGGCCUGGAUUCAUUUGUCGUCAAACCCGCCCAGGGCAGUGGCGGCAAAGGCAUUCUGGUGGUGGUUGGUCAGGAAGAUGGCCAAUACCGGAAAGCCAGCGGCGACCUUAUUUCUCUGGCCGCCGUCAAACGUCACCUGACCAACACACUUAGUGGCCUGCAUUCGCUGGGCGGAAGAAACGAUGUAGCGAUUCUGGAAACCCUCGUGCGCGUGGACCCGGUCUUCUCUUCGUUCAGUCAUGAGGGUGUGCCGGACAUUCGUCUGAUUGUUUUUCAGGGCAUACCCGUGAUGGGCAUGUUGCGCCUGGCUACACGCGCAUCAGAUGGCAAAGCCAAUUUGCACCAGGGUGCCAUCGGCGUUGGUCUUGAUAUUGCGACGGGCCGAGGCAUCCAAGCUGUACUGCAUAACAAACUCGUUACUCAUCACCCGGACACCGGCGCCGACCUCUCUACAUUGACCGUGCCCAAUUGGCCUGCGCUGUUAAGGCUUGCAGCUGAAUGUUAUGAAGUGACCGAGCUAGGCUAUCUGGGCUGUGACAUUGUCAUCGAUCGCGAUCGGGGGCCGUUGAUACUUGAGCUGAACGCCCGGCCGGGCUUAUCGAUUCAACUGGCUAACAACAGUGGUUUACUGCCCCGACUGCAGCACGUGGAGGCCACCAAUACCAAAAAAAUGCGCAUCGCAGAUCGACUGCAGUUCGCCAUCGAAAACUUCAAACACGACGAUACCUGGGAAACCCUACCCGCCUUCUAG